Triticum turgidum subsp. durum (durum wheat) is the source of this 195-nucleotide messenger RNA. The record is from the annotation of a GenBank genome assembly. NCBI's taxonomy places the organism in Eukaryota, Viridiplantae, Streptophyta, Magnoliopsida, Poales, Poaceae.
AUGGAGAACAACAGGAGCAACCAGCAGGCUCCUCCACCACCGCCAGGGUACCCAACGGCGGCUGCGGAGCAAGGCCAAGCGGGCGGGAAGAAGGGGGGCCGGGCGAGCACCAAAUCCAGGGGCGAGAAGGGCUUCAUCGAGGGGUGCCUGGCGGCGCUGUGCUGCUGCUGGAUCUGCGAGAUGUGCUGCGACUAA